AUGUGCUGGCGACAAGGAAGAACAGCCAUUGAGACCGCCGGAGCGCCCCCCCUAGCCGCCACAGACAAGAGAAGCGUUGCUGCUUCUCCCUUCUCCUUUGGUCAAAUCGAUCCCGCACCAGAGUUCAAAGUGACAAUGUUGCAACACAAUAUGGCUCUUGCAAACAAUUCAUUGGAGCUGAUGGUUCUUUCUUUUGGAUUCCAGAGAAAAUCAACAGAGAGGAAAAAGAGUGGAAUCACAACUUCGAAAUAUUUUAUAUGCAAUAGAGGGGGAUUGCCAAACACUUCUACCUUAGACACGGUUAGUGAUGAUCAUAACAAGCAAUUGAGAAAUAGUAAUUGUAAACGCACAAACUGCAAAGCUUUUGUUGCAUUCAAAGUUAUACCACAUUCUUCAGAAGUUUACCUGUGGCGCUUUGAACAACAGCACAACCACAAAUCGAUCAAUCAAGAUUGUAUGCAUCUUUCAAGAGCUAAACGUCAGUUGGAUAUUGUUGAUCAAGCUUUUAUACAUAAGCUUUCGAGUGCAAAGUUAAGCUGGGAAACAAUGAAUGAAUCGGAUUUUAAGGCGGACUUCAACAGUAUAGUAUGGGACUCCAAAAUUGUUGUGAAAGAUUUUGAAAUGAGAUGCGAUGCAUUAAUGGUUGAAUUCAACAGAGAAGUUCUAACGGUGAAAUGUUCAUGCAUGCUUUUUGAGCGGUUUGGAAUUUUUUGUAGACACAUCUUCUGUAUUCUAAAGAUUUAUGACAUACAAGAGAUUCCGUUAAGAUACAUUCUUAAGAGAUGGAGAAGAGAUAUUAUCCCCACCACAGUUUUGAAAAGGACGUUUAGAUAUGGUGAUUCGUCUGGAAAUGUUGAGAAGGUUGCAUACAAAGCUUUUUCCAUGCUUGAUCAAUGCUUGUCUUCAUUAAGUAAUGAUGACAAGAAGUUAGAAGAGUUCAUGAAAAAGCUAGAAGUUUUUAUGACUGAUAUUGGUGAAGAAGGUUCAGACGAAUCACCGGUUACAAAAGAAGCUCAUAUUGAUAAACUUUACGGAGCUAGUACGAAUCCUGAAGUUGUUGAUGUUGAAAAUCCACCUAUGGUGAAGAAUAAAGGUUAUGGUAUAGGAAAACGUUUAAAAAGUGUUUUGGAGAAGGCUACUAUUCAAGGUAACAAGCAAUCAAAAUCAUGCAAAACAUGUGGGGUUAAAUGGCAUAAUUCAAGGAAAUGUUUGACAUUGUUGAAUAACUCCAAGGUACAAAGUGCAUAG
Messenger RNA from Lactuca virosa, 1248 nucleotides. NCBI's taxonomy places the organism in Eukaryota, Viridiplantae, Streptophyta, Magnoliopsida, Asterales, Asteraceae. The record is from the annotation of a GenBank genome assembly.